AGGGUGGGGGGAAUUCUCCUGGCUGGAACGUGCGAAGCAGCGCGGCUGAAUUGUAUCCAGUCUCGUUGCUAUCCUGGUCACCCGCAGUGGCCAAACCACUGUAAUUUUAUAUCUCCAGAGCCAUCUUCUGCCUGCCCCCUUUCUUUUCAAUUGCUGCCCAUGAUGAAGAAAAACCUACGGAAAAACCAGGACGAACGUUACCGCCUGAAGUUUCAGCGUCUUUGUCGCGUGGCCAAGGUGCUGGUUUACGAGAAUGCAGCCUUGUGCGAUGAGAUUGCCCGGCUGGAGGCCAAAUACCUGCAGGUACGUGAGGAGCGCCGUUUCCUGCUUACUCGCCUGUUGCAGGCACAAGCCUUGGCUGAGGAUGAAUCUCCUAUGCCGGCUGCGGCAGCCAGCCUGCAACCUUCCCCAGAUGAACCACCUGCUCGCAAAGCACGCCGGGAACGGAAAGGCAAAGAGAAUGGCCGAGCAUCCAAACGCAGGGCACCCUUGGAGCUGGGCAUCCGCCGGCUGGUCCCCCCGCUUCCUUUGGAUCCUGCCGGACGGCCAAUUUUUCCUAUCACUUUAGGCCCACUGACCGUCUACAGUCUGGGUGAGAUCAUCUCUGACCGUCCUGGUUUCCAUACAGAGAAUGCCAUCUACCCUGUGGGGUAUUGCAGUACCAGAGUUUUUGCCAGCACCCGCAGGCCAACUCACCGCUGUUUGUACACCUGCCAAAUCAAGGACGGUGGCACCGGGCCACACUUUGAAAUUGCCCCUGAAGACGAACUGGGGGUUGUAAUAACAGGAUCCACCCCGGAUGCCUGCCAUGGUCAGCUGUUGGAAGCAGUGGGGGCUGGCCAGCUCGAGCCAGUAGGGGCUGAAUUCUUUGGGCUGUCACACCCCGCAAUCCAACACCUCAUCCAGAGCUGCCCGGGAGCACAUAAGUGUGCUGGGUACCGCUGGUGCCGCUUUGAAGUCUGUCGCCCAAAUGAUGGACCCCCUCCUGAGGGGCUGUCUCCAAGGAAUCCAGGCACUGAUUUUGAGGCAUUCCAGAGUCAAGGUUUGGCCGGGCCUCUGAAUCUAGAUUUCCCUGCGGCUUCUCCUUCUUCACCCAGUGGAAACGGCUAUACUGAACUUUUUCUACCUUGUGCUACUUCGGCUGGGUCCCCCCUCCCUCCGAGUCCAGAAACUGACCCUGAUUGAGAACAGCCAGAAGGCAGCUGCUUUCCAGGUGCUCUAUCCUUUCUUUCUAGCUCCUCUGUGUGGAGAAUAGUAUUGCCUAAUGUCACUAGAAUGGGCUUGAUUGAAAUUUUCAGAGUUGUUUUUCUUUACCUUUCGGUUUAUAGUGGCUCCAAGCACCCACUUUAUUUCUUAAGCUUUCAACAGGGACAGCAUGAAUAGAAGUAAUUUAAACACUACUAAAUUGGGGGAGAUCGGGGCUUUUAAAAGGGGCUAUGGAAUUUUUCAACUCAUGAGGUUCACAAAGCUUUGGAGCCGUAAACCCUCCACCCAAAAAAAAUAAAAAAAAAAUAUGAGAUUGCUUCAUUUUGCAAAAUCAUUGAUAUUGUGGCUUUAUUUUGGAGGCAGCAACUCUCAUUUCCAGUUCACUUAUCCUGGAGCAGCAUUUGCUCUGUAGAGCAGCUACAGAAGAUCUUGACUUUGUCAUUAGCUCAUCCAAAGUGGGAACCAGUCUGGAGAACAGUUCAGCUUCUUGUACAGAAAUUCAUGUGCUGAAGCGUUUUUAAACCACACUCCCAUUCUGCCUGAAUAAACAAGCUGUUGGCUUGUCCAGGUGUACCAGGAGCAAGGACUGUUACACGUUCAUAAGUUCCCUUCCGAAUUUGCUACUUUCUAUAGCAGGGAUGGGCAACUAUGGCCCCUUUAUGACCUAUGGCAAGUUCAGGAAUUCUGGGAGUUGAAGUCCACAAGUCAUAAAGGAGCCAUAGUUGCCUACCUCCCUGCUCUACAAGUAAUCCUCACUUAAAAACCCUAACCGGGACCGGAAUUUCAAUUGCUAAGUGAUGUGGCUGUUAGGCAAAACAUCACAUGACCACACCACUUAGCAAUGGAAUUGUUCAUAGUCCUAGUUGCAGGUCAUUAAGUGAGGACUGUACACUUUUCCUGCCUUGCUGUACUCGCCUCCACUUCAACUCCUCCCUGCCAUCUAUCUCACCCCAAUCACUGCCUUUCUAGACACCCUGUACUCCACUGCUUGUCCCUGCUGCCCCAGCUGACUGCUGUCUUCCUCCCACUGCCAAAGACAGCUGCUUCGCAUGGCAGCUGCUGAGAGACCACAGGGAGAAGAGAAGCAGAGGAAAGCCGAAAGGGCAGAGAUGGGAGAUGGAGGAAACUAAAGUGCACCCUGAGAUCAUAAAUGCAAGUCGGCUGCCAAAUAAUUUUGAUCAUGUGAACGCAGGGAUGCUGGAGUGGCCAUAACUUCAAGAACUUGGCAUAAAUAUUCAUUUAACACCAUUGGAACUUUGAACUAUCACUGAAUGAAUGGUUGUUAAGUGAGGACUACUGGUAAUAUUUGUUUGUGACUCUGCAGGAAGUUACAGUUCAGUCUGAGAAUCCUAUUUUAAGCCAAUACAUCCAGUGAUAUAAAUUAUAACAUCUGAAGUCAGGGAAAGUAUACAACAGUUCAUGUUCCAAUAGUAGAAACUGAACCUUCAUUUUGAUCCCAAACAGCCAAAGAAUUACUCAGGAACCAUGUGAGAUGAGAUGAGAUGAGAUGAGAUGAGAUGAGAUGGAAUGCAUGUAGCCUGUAGUUUACUAACCCCUGGAUUAGAGUCGGGCAUGCCGGGGUUUAAAAAAAACCCCCAACCCUCUGGCUAUUAAGUGAACAUCUAUUCUCUUUGUUGAGUUUUCUUGCAUCUGGGCUGGCAAUUGGUGUCAAAAUAUUUCCAUUAUAGCCUGAUUGAAAAGGUAAUAUUGUUAGAUCAUGUCUUGUGUUCAGUUUGGACAUCAAUUAACCUGUAGAAAUUAUAGUGGGUAUAUUUAUUCUUUCACCCAGAAUCUUGAAGUGAGUGUAUCAAAGAAAAACAGUUUUUGUAAAUUGUGUGUGUGAUGCUCAUUAGGCAAAGAUACAAUCAACCUCAUGCUAAUAUUGUGUUAAGGUACCUUCUUCUUGUAACUGAGUAUUGUAAUCCCCCUUCCUGUGCCGUUUGUAAUGUAUGAAUGCUAAUAGAUUAGCAAUUAAAUUACAAGUGUUCCUAUAAUUUUUCCAUUGUAUAUUAGGAAAAAAAGGUAGAACAUUUCAAAGUAAACCAGAAGCACAUCUAUUGAGGAACACCGGUGGUUAUAGAGCUUCCAAAAUCAUACACAAAAUCAAGCACAUGACUGAUAUGUAUUAUCAUGAUUUUUUUCCUCCUGUUAUUGAUUUUUCUUAGUAUAUUAAAGAAAAUUAUCCAGAA
Molecule: messenger RNA, 3395 nt
Organism: Pantherophis guttatus
Lineage: Eukaryota; Metazoa; Chordata; Lepidosauria; Squamata; Colubridae
Gene: FYRD1
Product: transforming growth factor beta regulator 1
Biological process (GO): regulation of cell cycle
Cellular component (GO): nucleus
Source: RefSeq, a predicted model, not a curated record